AUGGCGACCACAGCAAGCGGAGAGACGGACUCUUGCAAGGAGAGUCUCGUCGAGAAGGAUCGCCGAAGGUCCUGGUACUCGCAUUCACGUGCAGAGGACUACCCAGUUGGCCGGAUGAUCGAACCAAACCGGAAACUUCACGACAAGCAUGUACGGAGGCUGAAUGCCUUUCUCAAUGACGUCGACGCUGCGCCCUUCAUGUUCAAGCGAAUGGUUCACUGCAAGAGGCUCCACGACUUCGGAGACUCAUACGUUCUGGAUGAUGAA
This is a messenger RNA of Symbiodinium necroappetens, 267 nucleotides long. Lineage: Eukaryota; Dinophyceae; Suessiales; Symbiodiniaceae. The record is from the annotation of a GenBank genome assembly.